UGCUCUUAGCGGCUCAGCUGAGCGGUUUGUUGGUUACUAUAGUUAAACUUUUAAUUUAAAAAUGAACGUAUUCAGUAACGUUUAAUAGCUCCGGCGCUGGAACUGAGGUGUUGCCAUCAGCUCGUAUCGCACUAAUUGGAAAAACAUAAAUAAUUUAUUCAAAAUGCGUUUUGUACGGCGGGGAACUGUCCCCAAGAUUGCAGCAGGUUGCUGUGUAGUAAUUGUGAUGGUGACUUUGUACAUAUUAAACGACGAGAGAGAUUUGGAUAAAACUGUUAAAAUCGAACUUAUCGAGCGCUCCAUAAGAUCGGUGGUCAAUCAGGGCGAGUGCCGCCAUCCCCACCUCCCCUUGGAAAAUCCGGAUAUUAUGAAGUUCUACAAACCGGUGGAGCGAAUCAACUGCGGUGAGGGAAUGGAUUGGGUCAUGUGUGAGAAAUCUAUUUGCUUUGUACGCCCGGAAAUUGCAUCUAGCCACGAGGAUGUGACCUGUUCCUAUACAGACAUCAUCCGCAAGUCGGACUAUAAGGUGCGAUUCGGACGGACGCUGCGCAUGAAGGAGCCCUAUGUCCUGCAGGCUAGCGACUUUGUCAAGGUAGCCUGCCGAUCCUCCAGCGGCGAGAGUUGGUUUGGCAUGGCCCAUGGGAUAAGGGACACUGUUCCUCGGCCUAUGGCCCACAAUUUCUCACCCAAUCUAGCUGUUUUACCACCAGAGGCUGUGGCCCAGGCUCAGCAACAAAUGCAGGACUUGCCUACAGCCUCAUUCUACAAUGUCCUCAUGUUCGGAUUUGAUUCCCUGAGCCGAAAUGCUUUUAUACGCAAACUGCCCAGGACUUAUGAAUAUUUAACUCAACAGCUAGGCGCCACGGUUCUCAAGGGAUACAACAUUGUAGGCGAUGGCACGCCGCAGGCUUUGGUGCCCUUACUCACGGGGUUCACGGAACUGGAGUUGCCAGAGACUAGGAAAAGGUUAUCUGGAGCGGGUAGCGUCGAUUCGUAUCCCAUGAUUUGGCGAGACUUUGCCCGCCUAGGUUAUAUGACCUCGUUUAACGAGGAUUUGCCCAAUGUGGGCACCUUUACAUACCGAAUGACUGGUUUUGAAGCCCAGCCCGUGGAUCAUUACCUGCGCACGUACUAUGUGCAGUCGGAGCACAUGGCCUCCGAAAGCCAGCCCAAUUGCAUUGGCCACCAGCCAGAUCACGUCACCAUGUUGGAGUAUACAAAAAAUUUUAUGCUGAAGUAUCGCGAUGCACCGCGCUUUGUCUUUAGCUUUCACGGAGGCCUAUCCCACGACUCUAUAAACCUGGUGGGCGCGGCGGAUGAUGAUGUCCACGACUGGUUAGUAGCGCUAAAGGAGCGGUCGCUGCUGGACGACACCAUUCUAAUAAUGAUGGCUGAUCAUGGCAAUCGUUUUGCUGAGGUGCGGGCCACCCUCCAGGGCAAGCAAGAGGAGCGAUUGCCGUUCUUCAGCUUCACUUUUCCGGAGUCUUUUAAAAAGCGCUUCCCGCAGGAAUACAAAAACUUCCUGGCCAACGAGCAGCACCUGACCACACCAUUUGAUAUACAUGCGACACUGAAACACAUCAUACAACUCCAAACCACUGCCGGGGAAGACCAGUUGGGAGAAAGCACCGAUUUGAAAGGCGAAACCAGCAAGCCCGACAUUCACAUCUCGGAACUAGCUAAGGGACGCGCCAUGUCGCUGCUCGACCCCAUCCCUAGUAAUCGCUCAUGCGCGGAUGCAUAUAUAGAACCCCACUGGUGUGCUUGCCUCAACUGGCUACCAUUGCAAUUGAACGACACACGGUACACGGGCAUUAUUCUCAAGGCCGCCCAGAGCAUUAUCAAUGCCAUAAAUACAGCCACGGUCGAGCAACGACAGCUCUGUGCACCUCUACAGCUACUUCGUGUAAAUUGGGCGUUACGUCUGCAACCACACAAGGAGCUGUUACAAUUCAAGACAAACAGCGACAGGGACGGUUUCCUUGCGGACAUGACGGGUCAAACGGUGGUCCGAGAUGAGAUGUACCAGCUCCAGUUGGUUACGGUGCCCGGCGAGGGGCUGUUCGAAGCGAGUGUGGCUUACAACCUGCACACGUUUAGUGCCACAACGAAACUCACAGAUAUUUCGCGUGUCAACAAAUACGGAAACCAGGCCCGAUGUAUAUACGAUCGCGACCCUGAACUGCGAAAAUAUUGCUAUUGCCGCGACUAAUUCGCUGUCACAAACCUAGUCCAAAAAAAGAACUGCUAAGCAAUCAACUCGAAUAGAUUUUUGCACUGUUUCCAAACUUUUGCACUCUCGUAGCGCUUAAGAGAUUUUCCCAAAGACUAGCGUCACUGUAUUAAGUUAAAAGAUCUGCCUCAGUUUGUAAUAUAGGUUCCUUUAAUCAACGAUAGUAUUGUGUUAAUAAAAAAUACUUUUUGUAUGUGUGAAGAAAAUAAAAAGUCAACUCAAGACUGUUGAGUAAUUCCAUGGUCUGAGCAAUUAA
Messenger RNA from Drosophila ficusphila, 2489 nucleotides. RefSeq lists its product as uncharacterized. Lineage: Eukaryota; Metazoa; Arthropoda; Insecta; Diptera; Drosophilidae. The record is from RefSeq and is a predicted model, not a curated record. The coding region runs from base 164 to 2212 and encodes 682 amino acids. The transcript is spliced from 8 exons.